Messenger RNA from Nezara viridula (southern green stink bug), 1271 nucleotides. The record is from the annotation of a GenBank genome assembly. NCBI's taxonomy places the organism in Eukaryota, Metazoa, Arthropoda, Insecta, Hemiptera, Pentatomidae.
CAUAAACAAAUCAUCGAAAAUUAGUCAGACUUUUAUUUUAUUAAGUGUGUAGUUAUUUUUUUAAAAAUGGGUUUUGGUGGUUGUUACUCCUUCAUGAAAUAUACUGUUUUUAUUAUUAAUCUUUUAUUUUGGAUUUCAGGGCUUGCACUUAUUGUUUUAGCAGUAUGGUUAUUCACAGACCCUGUUUUUUACAUUAGUAUGCCACAAUCUCAGUUCAGUUAUGAUGUAUCAGCUUAUUUAUUGAUUACUCUUGGCAUUCUCUUAUUUAUUGCUGGGUCUUUUGGCUGCUGUGGAAUUGUUUCAGAAUCUCCCCUUUUAUUAGUUCUUUAUUUCUGCGUAUUAUUAUUGGUACUUGUUGCUGAAGUCUCUGCUGGUGUUUGGAGCUACAGUUAUCAAGAUGAAUUGAAGGACCUUAUUAAAAGAAGUGUCAAAGAUACAGUUAUCAAUGAUUAUGGUAAAAUUGAAAGUCGUACUCAAGCUUUUGACUCAGUUCAAACAGAGCUACAUUGUUGUGGUGCUGAUGGACCAUCAGAUUGGAUAAGUACCGAAUUUCAGGAAUUGAGGAUGUAUUUAACUCUCGCAGAACCAGAAUAUAAGAUACCACCAUCCUGCUGUGCUACUGAUGACAGUGCUGAUCCAAAGUGUAUUAGCGCUAUAAAACCAAAACCUGCUGCAAAGAUUUCAGAUGUUAUCUAUCAAGAUGGAUGUACUGAUAAAAUACUGCCACAUCUCUCAAACUUUGCAUUUUGGCUGAUCCUUUUGAAUGUCAUACUCAUCAUUUCUCAGUUAAUUGCAUUAACAUUUUCUAUUUUUCUGCGUUAUUCUAUUAAAAAAGGUUACAAAGCAUGAAAAUUUUUAAAGGCUCGCCAUUAAUUACUUUAUGGAUCCCAAAUUUUAUUGUUUAUGUAUGCCAUAUUUAAAUUAAGUGCCAAUAUGUAUGAUCAGUUCUAAAUUGUCAUCAAUAUUUAAGUAAUUUAAUUUAAAGAUUUCAUGAUGACUAUACUAUAUCCCCUAUUAUUAGUAUUGAUUUUUUUAUUUUAUAUGAAUUAAUAUUGAGAAUAUUUAUAGGAGCAAAAAAAAUAUAUAUAUAUAUGGUUCAUAAGAAAUUUCUGAUUAUUAAAUAUCAAAGAUAUCACGUUUUUCAAAGGAAUUGUAUGUUGUUAUUGUAUUUAUAUAUACUUAUACUGCAUAAGAAGAAUCUCAAAAAAUAUUUCUGAUCAAAUUAUUAAUAUAGGAAAAGUACUUAAACCCUAAAAAGUUUUCAAUAUUCC